Lampris incognitus (smalleye Pacific opah) is the source of this 2194-nucleotide messenger RNA. Its product is annotated as zinc finger protein ZFP2-like. The record is from RefSeq and is a predicted model, not a curated record. Gene Ontology annotation, cellular component: nucleus. The transcript has a single exon. Gene Ontology annotation, biological process: regulation of transcription by RNA polymerase II. Lineage: Eukaryota; Metazoa; Chordata; Actinopteri; Lampriformes; Lampridae. The coding region runs from base 1 to 1674 and encodes 557 amino acids. Gene Ontology annotation, molecular function: DNA-binding transcription factor activity, RNA polymerase II-specific; RNA polymerase II transcription regulatory region sequence-specific DNA binding.
AUGACAAAUAAUGUAGAAGAUGCAGAUAUUCUUCCAAAUGAAUUUGAGGACAAGUCUUGUUUUAAAAAAGACUGCAGAGUCCUGCUUGAGAGACUGGAGACAAGGUCUUCACCGUCGAGACCCGUGAGACGAAAUAGGGGCCUGAAGAUGAAAAUGAUUCUGAUGCAGGAGAAAAGAGGACUUCGUAAAAAAAACCCUGCCUGCAAAAUUGCAUCCCCAUUGCAAGCAGCAGCCUUGGAGUCGAGCAACAUAACUAAUACAUCCCCAUCCAGCAAGUCCAUUCUACCAGGCAUUGAAACUAAACCAGCGAGUGGGUCUCCUCUUCUGGUGUCUAAUGAUGAGGACUCAGUCAGUUCGUACAAGGACCCUUCUUAUAUCGCUCCUACAGAGUUCAGUGAGGAUGAGUCCUUUUCCAACAGUUCAGAUGAGGAGCCUUGUGAGAUGGGGCCCAGCGAUAAUAAUGACGUAUCGGUCUCUGAAAUGCAAUGCAAUUCCAAUGUCAAACUUGCGAGAAAACCCCACUAUGUAACACAGAGGGGCCGAUGUUGCAUUUGCAAGGAGCAUGUGAAGGGUGGCAUAAUGGACCACAUGAAGGUGCACUUUCCGGACGGUGAGUACACUUGUCCCCGAUGUGACACAAAGUUCACCAUCUUGUCCUCCCUGAAGUUGCAUUUAAGAAGAACUUGCUACGACCAGCAGCAGGUGGAUCCAGGGGAGGCAGGGGAGGCCAAGAGUCUUUUCAAGUGCAAUGAAUGUGAAAAAGCCUUCAGGUACAAACUAUCACUGGAUGAGCACAAACGGACCCAUAAUGAGCUCUAUUGUGAGGUGUGCAGAAAGGUGUUACAGGAUUCGGAAACAUUAGAGAGGCAUAAGGCUUCUCACACCCUGUUCAAGUGUACCCUGUGCGAGGAGAACUUCCGACUUUACAAGCCCUUGGCAAGGCACUAUGAAAACAUACACAAGCUCAGCAGACCAUACAAAUGCAACCAUUGUCCAAAGAGUUUCUCCAAGCUGCGCUUUUUCAUAUGGCACGAGUGGAGGCAUACGGGUCAGCUGCCAUUCCAGUGUUGGCACUGUUCUCAGAGAUUCAAAACCGACGCAGAUCUGGUUUCUCAUCUGAGGGUGCACACACGGGAGAAACCGUUCCUCUGUGCCGACUGUGGCAAGGCAUUCUCCUCUCGCUCCAACCUGAGGCGCCACUUGAACUUCGUCCACAGCCAGGCCCAGAACGAGAGGCGGUUUUCUUGCUCCCAGUGUGAGAAGUCCUUCAAGGAGAAGGGAGCCCUGAAGAAACAUGAGAAAACCAAACACUUGCAUGAGUUGUUCUUUCACCCAUGCCUAUAUUGUGGGAAGCUUUUCUCCUCAUCGGCGAUGGGCAGACAUAAACUGAUCCACACAGGAGAGAAACCUUUCAAAUGUAAAGUGCCCGAAUGUGACAAGUACUUCAGGUCAACUACAGAAGUGAAAAGGCACAUCAUGCAACAUCACAGCUCAGAACGGCCAUUCAAGUGCGAAGUCUGCGAGAAGGGUUUUGUAAGAGCCUGUCUACUGACAACACACAUGCAAGUACACUCAGGAGAGAAACCAUAUGUUUGCUCCAUAUGUGGCAAAGCCUUUCCACAGCUCUACAGCAUGAAAAGGCACAAAAAGCUUGUGCAUACAUUCGUAGCAUAGUAGCCGUGCCAUCAAAGAAGACCAAAGCUGUUAGAAUGUGCCAGAGAUUUGGGGGCGCCCCGGUGGCUCCCCUGGUAGAGCGCGUCCCCCAUAAGGCUGAGUCCUUACCACAGCGGCCUGGGUUCGAAUCCCUCGAGGCCCCUUGCUGCAUGUCAUCCCCUCUCUCUCCCCCCUGCAUUUCCUGUCUCUCUCCCUCUCUCUCUCUCUUGACUAUCACUAUCAUAUAAAGGCAGUAAUUGCCAAUAGAAAAUUGCCAGAGAUUUGAAAGCUGCUGUCAUAAUCUACAGCUGGAGUUAACACCACAUGCAAGCUAGCACCAUGCUUGACCACUCAACAAACUGCUCGGCUUUAUGUUUACAACCGGGCUGAGACUAGAGCAAAGACCUUUUGUCUUUUUUUCAGUGUGUGCUUCUUAUGUCCCAUAAUGCAUUGUACAUGGUCUUCUCUCUGUUUUAUGUCGUAUGCAUUAAGUGUUAAGAUUGAUGAGAGGAAAAUAUUAUUCUCAUAAAAGGCAGUUAAU